Durusdinium trenchii is the source of this 603-nucleotide messenger RNA. NCBI's taxonomy places the organism in Eukaryota, Dinophyceae, Suessiales, Symbiodiniaceae. The record is from the annotation of a GenBank genome assembly.
AUGGGUGGGCGUUUGGAGCCCUUGAGGCGGGUGGCACAAGUGGCUGAAGCACUGCUUUGCCGCGCGCACGGUGGCUGGACUACCGUUGUGGACCUAGGUUGUGGCACUGGACUUUUCGCUCAAUUCCUGGCCAAUGUACCUGGCCUGAGGGUGGUGGGUGUAGAUUUGUCUGAGGGACACCUGCAGGUCGCCCGCCGACAUAUGGAGGUCAUCAAAGCAAGCUACCUGGAUUGGGAACCAGAUGAUUGGACUCCGGAUGUGGCAGUGCACAACAAUUCCAUUGAAGACUACGAGGACUCCGUCAAGCUCUAUUUCUUUAAGCACGUCUUUCGAUGGCUUGCACCGGGAGGGUACCUCUUGUUCCAAGCCUACUCACCGCGAGAUGAACCCAUGGGGCCCUGCAUUUCAGAGUGUUCACCCGACUUUGCGUCCAAGCACACCAUCUUCCUUUGCGACACGGAAAGAUAUGCAGAGCUGGCAAGAGAUGCAGGCUUUGAGAUGAUCUCUUCUGAGUUGAUCCAUAGCAAAGGCCGAUACCCUCCAUCUGAGAAAACAUACCAGAGGGAGUUCAUCUUCAUCGUCUUCUGGAAGCCUUUGACCUGA